This is a messenger RNA of Umbelopsis ramanniana AG, 673 nucleotides long. RefSeq lists its product as uncharacterized. Gene Ontology annotation, biological process: ribosomal small subunit assembly; translation. The coding region runs from base 104 to 544 and encodes 146 amino acids. Lineage: Eukaryota; Fungi; Mucoromycota; Umbelopsidomycetes; Umbelopsidales; Umbelopsidaceae. Gene Ontology annotation, cellular component: cytosolic small ribosomal subunit; ribosome. The record is from RefSeq and is a predicted model, not a curated record. Gene Ontology annotation, molecular function: RNA binding; structural constituent of ribosome. The transcript has 4 exons.
GGAAAAAAAAAAAGUCACGUGUAGAGAGAAAUCUGCUGCCGGCCAGUGCAAGCAAAAAUGGCCAAGCGGCUGCCAAACGUGAAGCUCCCUCUUUCAACUCGUUAUGGCUGACCAAGAACAACCCCAGAAGCGCAGAACCUUCCGCAAGUUCUCUUACCGUGGUGUCGACCUCGACCAACUCUUGGACCUCUCUUCUGAGCAGUUCAUGGAGCUCGUCCACUGCCGUGCUCGCAGAAGAUUCCAGCGUGGCUUGAAGCGUAAGCCCAUGGGUCUUAUCAAGAAGCUUCGUGCUGCCAAGAAGGAGGCUGUCGGUAACGAGAAGCCCACCACCGUCAAGACUCACCUUCGUGACAUGAUCAUUGUUCCCGAGAUGAUUGGCUCUGUUGUUGCCAUCUACAACGGUAAGGUUUUCAACCAAGUUGAAAUCAAGCCUGAGAUGGUUGGUCACUACCUCGCCGAGUUCUCCAUCUCCUACAAGCCCGUCAAGCACGGUCGUCCCGGUAUUGGUGCCACCCACUCUUCCCGUUUCGUUCCCCUCAAGUAAACGACUGGUGUAUUUUAUGUACUCGGACCACAUUUGUCUUUAUUCAUGCUUGGGAUAUCGUGAAUGAAAUAAAAAAAAAUACAAUCAUAGUCAGCUAUAUGUUUGGGAGUUUUUUGUUUCAACUUAAGA